AUGACUUCCUUGGUCAAGGCGGCCGUUCUGGCUCUGGCUCUCUCUGCUCAGGUCGAUGCCGCUCAAUACUUGUUGGUGGAUGAUUUCUCCGGGCCCAAUUUUUAUAACAACUUUGACUUCAUCACUGUAAAUGACCCAACUGGAGGAUUCGUCGACUACCAAACUCAAGCUGCAGCGCUUUCCAAAGGACUGAUCGGAUACAAUCCAACAGCAAAGCGAUCAUAUAUGGGAGUAGAUUCCGCAAAGGUCCUAUCACCAGUUCAGAGCGCCACAAAUCGCGGACGUGCAAGUGUCAGAAUCGAGUCCAAGAAGAAGUACACCCGAGGCAUGUUCAUCGCCGACUUGUACCACGUACCACAACAAGCGUGUGGAGUCUGGCCAGCCUUCUGGACCGUAAGUCAUGACAACUACCCCAGAUGGGGUGAGAUCGAUAUAUUCGAGAACAUCAACGAGAACACACAAAGUCUGCACGCCUUGCACACCGACCACUCAUCCGUAUGCACAAUCCCAGGAAACAGAGUAGGCGUCCGUCAGACCUCUUUCACAUCCUCGUACAACUGCGACGAUACAGCGACCACUGGUCCGUUCGGAACAACUCAGAGUGUGAACCAAGGCUGUGCAGCAACAACCACCGGAAACGGCAAUUACGGAUCCUCCUUCAAUGCCAAUGGAGGUGGAAUCGUAGCCAUGGAAUGGACCACCAAGUUCAUCAAGAUGUGGACGUUUCCUCCCACCGCCGUACCAGCAAAUAUCAAGAGCGGCAAGCCAGAUACCUCGACAUGGGGAACUCCAUCAUUCACAACUGAGGGAGGAAACUGCAUCAUGAACGACCAUUUCAGGGAGCAUAAUAUUGUUUUUGAUACUACUUUCUGUGGGAAUUAUGCUGGGCAGGAUUAUUUCUGGAAGCAGACGAGCUGCUAUAAGAAUAACCCGACUAAGUAUGCCAAGUGCGCUGACUAUGUUGCGGCCAACCCUGCUGCGUUCCAGCAGGCGUACUGGAUCAUUAACAGUGUGAAGGUGUACCAGUGGCAGUUUUAGAGUCUGGAACAUGUGGCUCAUUGAGGGCUUCUGCUUUUUUUUUUUGCUUGGAGAUGUGGUUCUUGCAUCGCAUGGGCGUUAUGAUGAGCGAUCUUUGAUGAUUGAGAUGGUGUUUCCUGCUACUAGAUAGAUAUCCAUAUAAUCAACACCUUCGGCGUCCCUGUGUUUGGAAACAGCCCAUACCCAAGUGCAACCCUCAAAGACACAUCCUCGCUUCUCUCGCCUCCUCAUUGAGGAGCUGCUGCACAGCAUUAUCGUUUCCGUCAGGAGCCUUCUUUUCUAACUUAGAUAACGAGAAAUUGUCUUGGGCGCCUCGGAGAGCAGGACAAGCGUUUGGGAGCGAUUUCAGCGUGACUUCCAACUAACCGUGGUCCAUGUGGGCGAGCUAACGGAACAUGUUAGGGAUUUGCGGAUGGAGAGAUGUGGAUUGCUGGGGUAGAGGCUGAAAUUUUGAACUCGUGUGAGAGAGCUGGGGCGUGGGAAGUUGCGGAGACGUACCUGGCUUCUACUACUUGAUUAGACAUUGUACACAGUAGGGAGUGAGGCUAGAGCUUGGUGUUUGACGACUUACAUCAAGAAGAUUAGGAAAGAUCGUAAACAUUUUUGCAGACGAUGAUGUCGUGUUUGGUGAUAUAUUUCCUUCUCC
Messenger RNA from Cadophora gregata, 1684 nucleotides. RefSeq lists its product as uncharacterized. Lineage: Eukaryota; Fungi; Ascomycota; Leotiomycetes; Helotiales; Ploettnerulaceae. The coding region runs from base 1 to 1038 and encodes 345 amino acids. Gene Ontology annotation, biological process: glucan catabolic process. The record is from RefSeq and is a predicted model, not a curated record. Gene Ontology annotation, molecular function: hydrolase activity, hydrolyzing O-glycosyl compounds. The transcript has 3 exons.